Messenger RNA from Gymnodraco acuticeps, 1640 nucleotides. It is a transcript of the gene pdcd2l, whose product is annotated as programmed cell death 2-like. Bases 291 to 1367 code for a protein of 358 amino acids. The transcript is spliced from 3 exons. Gene Ontology annotation, cellular component: cytoplasm. Lineage: Eukaryota; Metazoa; Chordata; Actinopteri; Perciformes; Bathydraconidae. The record is from RefSeq and is a predicted model, not a curated record.
AUGUCAAACACUUUCUUUAGUUACUUCUUUAUCACAAAAAGUACAGGAAUAUUCAAUAUCAAGUAUCAAUCUUUGCAGGGUAUUGUGUGUAAUAUUUAAAAGAAACCUCCUUAACUUUAUUAUUAAGUCAAAUGAACCACCAAAUGUGUUUCAGGUUGAUUUCUCCGUGAAAUCAGAAUUUAACAACAAGAGGUGUUAUAGACAGUGUUGUGAAGAGCCUCCCUCUGCACACGGAGUUGUUUUGAUGACGGACCCUGUUCCUCUCACUUCCGGUGUGUAACGCGUGUGUGAUGGAGGUGGUUCUGCUGGGACUGAGUGACGGGGAUCUGGACCCGGAGCGGUACCGAGCCUCGUUCAUAACCAACAAGCUGGGGGGGAAACCGGACUGGAUGCUUCCGGACCCGGAGCGACAGGCUCCCCGUUGCGCGCGCUGCGGAGCCCCGUUAGCCCACGUCGUGCAAGUGUACUGCCCCGUGCACAUCUGCCCCCCCCACCACAGGACACUUUACCUGUUCGCGUGCACAGGGUGCAGCAGCAGUUCAGAAACCUGGAGGGUGAUUCGCUCCCAGCGUCCGGAGGAGACUUCCUGCAGAAAGGCUCCGAUUCAAGAGGCUCCAGCCGCCUCAGAGUGGUGCGACACCGCUGAGGACUGGGGGGAGGAAGAAGAGGAGGAAGAGGAGGAGAGUGGAGGUGGGAGGAAGGAGAGCCAGGUGCAAGAGGAGGAAGCAGCUCCUCAGGAAGAAGCCGCCGGAGAGAUGCACGUGAGCCUCGGCCUUCAGGACCUGACCCUCGGAGACGACGUUCCUGAGGAAAACGUUCCCGAACUCCGCUCGUUCUUCAUCAGCGUGGCGGAGGAAUCUGAGCUUUGCGGGGAGGAAGACGAGCUGCAUCACGCUCAGAAGCUUCUGCGGGAAUACGAGAGGAGGGAGGGGGUUUCCGCGGGGCAGAUGGAGGACGAAGAUGGAGGCGGAGGUGAGGAGAAAUACGAGAAGACGAAAGCCAGACACGGAGACGCCGUUUUCUCUCGCUUCAUGAAGAAGAUCUCGCUCUGUCCGCAGCAGAUUCUGCGCUACAGCCGGCGAGGAAAACCUCUCUUCAUCUCACAGCCGCCGGAAAACAUGCAGGUGCCGAGAUGUGGCUCCUGUGGUGGGGAACGGACGUUUGAGAUGCAGCUGAUGCCCGCUCUGGUGAGUCUUCUGAGGGGGAGGAAGAGGAGGGAGAAGGAGGAAGAGGAGGAAGUGGAGGUGGAGUUUGGGACGGUGCUGGUGUUCACCUGCAACAACAGCUGCUGGACGGAGGAUUCGGGAUCCACUGUGGAGGAAAUCUGCUUCGUGCAGCCGGACCCCGACCAGAAGCUCUUCAAAUGACGAACUUCAACAUUAACCUCAAAGAAGAACUCAGAAUUCAACAGAACUAUCAAAUAAAUCCUCCCUUAAAGGAAUGAGUCUCUAAUGAGGUUCUAUUAUAUUAUAUUUAAGAGGUUUUCUAUUUCCUGAAGUGUGUUCGAUAGGUUUGAGUGCAUGUAAAUGGUCUGCAGAGGCAAAAAUCCCUGUUUUUAAAUGACAAACAUCAACAAACCUCAAAGAACUCAGAAAGUCAGAGUUCAACAGAACUAUAAAAUAAAUCCUCCCUUAAAGGAA